UGGGGGGCAUUGCAAUUAGAAAACUGGAAAAACCCAAAUUCAACUAUUGUUGGUCGGCUCUCUUCCGAGUCAUUUGUCUUCUGGACACUGGUGAAAAAUAUUACCAAAACAAAGAAAACCCCCCAACCCGAACCCGAAACUAAUGUACGGGGGCCCCGGGAAGUUGGGCCGUGGCGGCGGUGGCGGCAGUGCGGGAAAGAGGAACAUUCACGCGCCGCCUAUUAACAGAGGUGCCCCCGCCGGUCGUCUCUCCUUGGGCGGCGGCCCCCGUGGCCGCGGUGGCGCAUCCUCCGCCGCAAUCUCAUCCCCGUCGACCUCUUCGCUGCAGGUGGAGGAGAGUUUUAGCCUUGUUAGGGAGAAUCCUCUGAAUUUCGGUAUGGCAAUAAAGCUGUCGCCUGACCUCGUAGAGGAGAUCAAGCGCGUGGAGGCACAAAGGGGUUCUGUGCGUAUCAAGUUCGAUGCUAAUGCUAAUAAUCCUAAUGGAAAUGUUAUUCUUGUAGGCGACAAAACCUUCAAAUUUACAUGGUCAAGGGAACCGGGGGACUUUUGUGACAUAUAUGAAGAACGUCAAAGUGGUCAAGAUGGAAAUGGCCUGCUUGUAGAAUCGGGAGGCACUUGGCGUAAGCUGAAUGUGGAGCGAGAACUAGAUGAAUCGACUAAAAAUCAUGUCAAAAGGCGGUCAGAAGAAGCUGAGCGCAAGCUAUUAUUUAUAGACUGGGCCAUUGUUUUAGACCAUCAGAACCCUUCUAUGAAGAAUCAAAUGAAGGCACUUGCUGCUGCUGAGUCUACACCAUGGAGAAAUUUCAAGCACCGGAAAGAACCUCCUUUCAAAAAGCCAAAAUCUGAUCCAGCUUCAGGUGGACCUCCUAAGUCUGUCUAUAAAUCUGGUUUGCCUGUAACAACUCUUUCGAAGGGUAAGCUCUCUGCUGGCUCACCUUUGUCUGCGCAACCUGAGCAACAUGGUGCUCCAGGGUCCCCAAUUGGAAGUGGCAAUCUUGUCAAGGGACACGCCGUUGUACAAGAUGUUGCACCCAACCAACCUAUGAAUAAAACUGCCAGCUCGGACAAGGAAAUGCACAGCAGGCUGCCGAGUAGUACUAUCCGUGAAAAACCACCAAAACACAACAAAAAUACAGAGGCCAAACCUGCUGAUUUGAGAAGUUUGAUGAUUUCUCUGCUUCUGGAGCAUCAGUCUAGGGGAAUGAGUCUUAAGGCCUUGGAGAAAGCUAUUGGAGAUGCUAUGCCCAACUCAGCCCGACAAAUUGAGCCCAUUUUGAGACAAAUUGCAACUUUUCAAGCACCUGGGAGAUAUUUCUUGAAACCAGGAGUGGAGAUGGACGGCUUGAAGAAGCCACCACCUCAAAUUGGAAGUUCACCAGAAAUCUAUCAUCGCCAAUCACCUGCACCCGAGAAGUUUGACCAAUUUCCUGCUCAAGAUCCUACAUUUUCCAUUAAAACAGCUGCUGAUGAUGAAGAACAGGGUGAAUUGAAUUCUCUAUCUGUGGAUACAAUGGACACCACAGAGAAAAUCGAUAUUAUACAUAAUUCACCAGAUCAAUUUACUGACAAAAAAGUUUCUAACAAUAGUGAAGCAUUGGCAGGCAGCUCUAGUGACAGUGGUAGUGACAGCGAUAGUGAAAGUGACAGUAGUGACAGUGGUAGCGAUAGUGGAAGUCAUAGCAAAAGUAAGAGUCAAAGCCCAGUUGGAAGUCGAAGUGAGAGUAGUAGCGAUAGUGACAGUGAUGCAUCUUCCAGCAGCAAGGAGGCAUCUGAUGAGCACGUAGAUAUAACGACAAGCGAUGAUGAGAAAGAAUCCAAUCAUAAAUUGCAAGAUUCUGAUCCUAUCUCACCAAAACCUUCUGUUCCGUGGAGUCAACCUGAUGAUGAAGAUGUUGAUAUAGGAAAUUAUGAUAAGCAGGAUGAUCAUGUCUCUGAUGCAGUUGAGAUUGAUAAAGAUUCCCCUGAAGAUGAUCAUGAUGCUGAAAGGCCUCCAGCUAAUUAUUUAUUUCCUAAUAAAGAAGGUGAAGAACAAGUUGAAGAGAUCAGACCCUCUUUUCCGGAUCAUCAUGAACAACAAGAAAGACCAGUCUCUGAAAAAACUCAUGCAGUGGACUUUUUGGUCACCAAUGACUCCAAGCAUGAUCAGUCUGGUACUAAUGAAAGAUCAUCAAAAGGCAAAUCUAAAAGAUGUUUUGAUGAUAAGCAUUCUGAUGAGAGGACUCACAAUAGAAAGAGGUUGAAAAGCAAAAACUCGAAUGAACCGGUUGCUGGGACUAUACACUCUCUUUUUGGUGAGAGUCCUUGUAACUCAUCGCCUGAUAAGCCUCUACAAGGGCCUGACAAAGGGCCCAUAAAUCUAAGUUUUAACAGAACCGCUAGGGACGGAACUAAUGAUCCCAACUCACAAACAGGUUUCAACCAAGUACUUCCAACUAGGUAUGUCUCUGAUUCUCAUCAGCCAGGUCAAACAUCUUAUGAAGCUCGAGGAUGGACUGAAGCCCCUUCUGGAGAAAAGAGGCCUGGCAAACAUGACAUCUUGGAUCAUGGGGUUAAAUACUCUGAAAGAAGCCUUCAAACCAAUGAGGGUGUUAGGGGGCAGAAAGGAUUUAACACAGAGGGACAAUGUGAAGAUGGUUUGGUUAGUGAGAGAAGGCAGAUGACAUUUUCCUCGGAAGGUGUUGGAGACAAACAUGCAACAAUGGCAGAAUCCCAUUAUAGAAAAUCUGAUGUGCUGGGGAAGGUGAAAGAGGCUAGUACUUCUAACUCAUACAUGGGGUAUUCUCCCAAGGAUAACAAUACUAGUAAUACAGAUAGAUCUCCGGUGAUGAAUGGUCGUGGGAGUUUACUUCGGAGAGAGCAUUCAGACUUGGAGUUGGGUGAAUUUCGAGAACCCUUCCGUGAUGAAACCCCUGGGCCUAAGAAGCAAUUUGAGAGGAAAAGUUCUUUUAAACAAUUGGAUGACAACCCAGUCAAUUCCGAAUUUUGGAACUCGGAUUUCAGUAGAGGAAAACCACAUAACAAGAUCACUGCUGAUUCAGGGAAAUUGUCCCCACCGAAUUCAGAAGCUGCAGUCUCUGGCAUUCCAGGUGGACCAUCUAAGAGGAAGGACCCAGAAGUUUAUGUUGAUGAUCUUACAAGAUCUCAUCACAAAGGCACUCGACCUCUGCACCAGCAUCAUCAACUCUGGGGAGAUCAUAUUGAGGUUGGUUUGCAAAACAAUAAAGUUCCUGAAGUGAGUAAUAAAAGUAGAUUUGCUGAAGUUGGGACUGGUCAGGGGCCAAACUUGGAAGCUUAUGGAGAUACUUCCAGGAAAGCAUCUGUUAAUUCAACAGAGCAGCAGCAUGACCCUAUACGUGGAGUUGGUUCCUACACCAAGAAAGAAAGUAAGAAACAGAAACCUAAUAUGGUAGGUGAUUCAAAUGAUAGACGAAAAGAUGCUUCUGUUACAGAGAGCAUUGAUGGUGCUCAGAAAAAGAAAGAAUGUUUGUCAGAUGAGAACAGUUGUUCAUACACCAAAUACGAGAAGGAGGAGCCUGAGCUGAAGGGUCCGAUAAAGGAUGCUUCUCAAUACAAAGAAUAUGUGAAGGAAUAUCAAGAGAAGUAUGAGAGCUAUUGUUCGUUGAACAAAAUCUUGGAGUCAUACAGAGAUGAGUUCAGUAAACUCGGAAAGGAUCUUGAAGCUCACAAAGGUAGAGAUAUGAAGAGAUAUUGUGACAUCUUGGAGCAGAUGAGAUCAUCAUUUCGUCAGUGUGGGGAGAAACAUAAACGUCUGAAGAAAAUAUUUGUUGUGCUUUAUGAAGAACUAAAGCAUUUGAAACAGAUGAUUAAAGACUAUGCUGCCUCAUAUAAAAAGGACUGACUGGUUUAACAGUCGUUGCCUGUUGGGGCACCCGCAUUUUAUAUUUGGAAGGUGAUACAACUUCAGGUGAUAUAUUCCUUGCGAUGGUAAUCUCUCGGUUUCAUGGUGAAACCGUGCUGGUAAUGCUCUGCAACUGGAACCUGGAGAGCUUCCGCGCUAGCCUCCAUUUCCAAAAGUUGAAAGUGGCAGCGGCUGAUUUUGGAAGCCCAAUGUAGUGGUGUGGAUGUAUUCGAGACCCGUGACGGUGGUGUGGUUGUAUCCCAUAAGAUGGGAUCUCCUGGUUGGUUUUGUGGGAUAUCGAAAGUGUAUAUAGUAGUGUACAAUAUCUUUCUCAUGGUUCUUCAUGGUACAGAUGUAUUCUUAUGGUUUCUAGGAGGUGUGCGGUUUAAGGUUCUCUUGCCCUUACUGAUUUAUUUAGUCGGCAAUCAUUGCGGCAUUACAUGUCCAUUGUGAUGAAAAAUUUUGACGUUACUUUAGUGGCGAUAGAAACAAUAAUAGGAUCUAAAGUGAUUCCGUAUUUUUGGUCAUAGUGUAAGCUGCUGCUUUUUUUGGUGGAGAGGAGAGGGUAAGUUGCUUGCUUCGUUUGUCUUCACUUUGUUCUUUGGGUAGAAUUCUAUAGGACCAGAAGUUUAAAUUGGGCAGAGAUGAAUUGAUAUGGUCCAAUUGGGCAGAAAUAAUUGAAUAUCGACCUGACAGGGCUAUGCUUGAUGCUACUAAAGUUCUAAUAUAAUCAGAUUUACGCGGAAUUCCAGAAUCCGAGUUAAGAAACGGACUCGUCAAGGAAGCCCAAAAGUUGUAGAUUUGUUAGGAGCCUAUCGGCCCAACAAGCACACGAAAGGCCCAAUUCCUAGAUAGGCUGCUUUUCUGCUACUUCUAUGGCAUUUCCG
Sesamum indicum (sesame) is the source of this 4746-nucleotide messenger RNA. The record is from RefSeq and is a predicted model, not a curated record. NCBI's taxonomy places the organism in Eukaryota, Viridiplantae, Streptophyta, Magnoliopsida, Lamiales, Pedaliaceae.